Molecule: messenger RNA, 2129 nt
Organism: Nelumbo nucifera (sacred lotus)
Lineage: Eukaryota; Viridiplantae; Streptophyta; Magnoliopsida; Proteales; Nelumbonaceae
Source: RefSeq, a predicted model, not a curated record
GGAGAGGUGGGUGCCUCUUUCACCAUAUGCCAUGCUCAAGGGGAUAAGGGUAAAAAGUGGAAAGAGACAGAUACGGGGAAUCUCCGAACAAUGGAAUGGAGUCAACCGCCAACCAAAACUACUUACGCAUAACCAACGACAAGUUUCAGCGUGGUUGUUACACAAUUGAUUUCCUAGUCCAUCCUCCGAUCGAACAUCAAAACAGAAAUGCACUCAGCCGUUGUGGUUGAAGAAGGACGAAAUCCUCUUCCACAGUCUUCUCCCCCUGCUAUUCCAUACAGAGAAAUUUCAGAAGAUGGCGAGAUCAUCCCUUUGUCAUCGUCAAACGAACAAGGUGGAGCGAAACCUAGUUCUACCGAUCCAACCCAACGGCUUGUCUCUCUCGAUGUUUUUCGAGGUCUUACUGUUGCGUUGAUGAUUCUAGUUGAUGAUGCCGGGGGCGCUUUUCCAUCCAUAAAUCACUCCCCAUGGUUUGGAGUCACACUUGCAGACUUUGUGAUGCCGUUUUUUCUUGUCAGUGUUGGCUUUUCCAUUGGUCUCGUAUUCAAGGUUUGCUUGCAGUUUAGCUUUUUAGACACUAUUUGGAAUUUGGACAUCAAACUACGAGGAAACAAGCUCAAAAGGAAGGGGAAGAUAAGGCAUUGUACAACACAAAAUGCCAACAGGAAAAAAUCUAACAAAUGCAUUGCAACGAAGAAAGUUAUUCUAAGGACAAUGAAGCUCUUUCUAUUGGGUUUGGUGCUGCAAGGUGGGUACUUCCAUGGGCGUAAUCAUUUAACUUAUGGAGUGGAUGUAGACCGUAUACGUUGGCUGGGUGUCUUACAGAGGAUAUCAAUUGGUUACUUCUUAGCAGCAAUUUCUGAAAUCUGGCUUGUGAUCGAUAUCAUAGUGGAUUCAGUCGUGGCUUUUGUGAAUAAAUACUACAUGCAAUGGUUGGUUGCUAUCUUACUAUGCUCGUUGUACAUGGGCUUAUUAUAUGGGCUUUAUGUUCCUAGUUGGGAUUUUGAAGCUCAAAGUAUGAAUUCCACCUUAUCAAUGCCAAUUUAUGGCUCUGGUUCUCAAAUUGUGAAUUGUGGAGUGAGGGGUAGUCUUGAACCUCCCUGCAAUGCGGUUGGCAUGGUUGAUCGAAUUUUACUUGGUGAAAAGCAUCUCUAUCAGCAUCCUGUAUACAGAAGAACAAAGGAAUGCAGUGUUAAUUCUCCUGACUAUGGACCCCUUCCAUCAAAUUCACCUGUGUGGUGUCUUGCUCCAUUUGAUCCAGAAGGCAUCUUAAGUUCACUGAUGGCUUCUGUCACAUGUUUUGUUGGAUUGCAUUAUGCACACAUUGUUGUGCAUUGCAAGAGCCACAAGCGAAGGAUCUUUUUGUGGUCCAUGUUUUCUUUGCCGUUAUUAGUCUCAGGAUUUGUCAUGAAGGAAUUAGGUAUUCCUUUUAGCAAACAGUUAUACACAUUAAGCUAUAUGUGCAUAACAAGCGGAGCAUCAGGCAUACUCUUAAGUGUGAUUUAUUACAUAGUUGAUGUCAAUCAUUUUAGAAAGCCAACUAUCUUACUGCAGUGGAUGGGAAUGAAUGCUCUCAUUGUUUAUGUUCUGGCUGCUUGUGAGCUUUUUCCAGCAGCCAUACAAGGUUUCUAUUGGCGUUCUCCUGAAAAAAACCUGGUAAAUGGUACAGAAGCUUUAAUGCAAACCAUAUUUCGAUCUAAGAAGUGGGGUACCCUGGCGUUUGUAUUGUUGGAGAUCCUAUUUUGGUGUCUCGUUGCAGGCUACCUUCGCAUGAAAGGCAUCUAUGUGAAGCUAUAACAGCUAGGGGAGUACGUAGUAUUUUGUAAUGUACAUCAAACCUGUAUUCUCAUCUUUUUGUGUUUGUAUAGUGUCAUCGUCAGGAUCCAUGUUCAUUCUUGUAUCUACUGUGCUGUAUAAUUCUAUCCACUUGUCAUUUCUCCCCUUCAUGCCUUGCUCAUAGAAUUUGUACCAUAAAAACUGUUAGGUUUCAAGUAAAGCACCAAGUCACCACAGAGGCAUUUGUAUGUUUGACAUGUGCCUUUUUUUUUUGGUCUCAUGUAACAGAGAUGUAUGAUGUUUCCACCUACUCUCUUAAAUAAACUCUUGUUUUAAGAUUUUCCUGAGAUAAA